Caenorhabditis briggsae is the source of this 225-nucleotide messenger RNA. Bases 1 to 225 code for a protein of 74 amino acids. The record is from RefSeq and is a predicted model, not a curated record. The transcript is spliced from 2 exons. Lineage: Eukaryota; Metazoa; Nematoda; Chromadorea; Rhabditida; Rhabditidae.
AUGAAUUCGUCACAAAAUCAAUCUAAAGCGUGGCGAUACUUCAAAAAACAAAAUAACGGACAAACUGUGACCUGUAAACUAUCUACGAAGAAGAAUACGUCGACAAUAGAAGAGUACGAAUAUGAUGACGAGAAUGAUGACUCAGAAGGCGUAGAAUAUUACGAUUCCAGAGAGCAUAACGGUGAUACUUUUGGAAACGAUUUGGCCCAAAUAAUGAAACAUUAA